AUGGUUAUUGGGGAAGCUAAAACCAUAAUUAAUUUCCUCUUCAAUUUCUAUUGGAAUUUGUUUUUGUGGGCUUAUUCAGCUAUAAGAGCCCUGAAAUCACGGAGAAAGAGUCGUUUAUAAAAAUAGAAAACGCAAGGAUUGUGUGGAGAAGAGUUCAAGCAAAGUUGAUGUCGUUAAAAAAAAAAGGUUGAAAGAGAGCCUCUUUUUACGGGGUGAUAAUAUGGCCAUGUGGCCAUCUGGUUCCGAUCUUUCCUCCUUUAUCUGAACCUUUUAAUGUUCAGAGAGUUGUCGAUAUGUUUGGUUCUCUCUUGAUCACUCGAUGACAGAAGCAGAUUUGAAGGGUGCAGAUCUCUAUAGAUGGAUGAAUAUUCUGGUAAAAGAGCUGUUGAUGGGAUUGUGGUCUCUAGAAAGGGAUCUGGUCAUGUGCUGAGAGAUAAUGCCAACAAUAGAGACCCUAAUGCACAAUUUUGCAACAGACUUGGUUGCAGUGGCAGACUGAACUCAAGAGGUUCUCAAAAUGGCUGUUCAGAAAAGGCCAAAUCUUCAAGGCCUUCUUUACGCUCUUCUUCAAGUGGCAAGGAAAUAAUUGGAAGUUCCUCUAGGACUUGCUUGACGAUUGGUAAUGGGAGAAAAUCUACCAUGGAGCCUCGAAGAAAGAUAUCUUCUCAGUUAGAUACUGAUUCAUCUGAAACUAGUAGCAUCCAGGAUGAACCAGAAGUAGCAGAACCCACUCCCUCACCUGGAAAGAUUCACAGAGGGGCUGAAAAUGCGGAUUCUGAGAGUGACACAUCAAUGGAAGCGGGAAGUUCUAGUGUAGCAUCAGGUAUAAGACCACAGAAGAAUCCUCAUCAAGGAUCUGGAUUUCGCAACCGGGACACUCUAGUCUCUUCCUCCAUAUCUAUGGGAUCUAAGAGCUCUGGCCAGGCAACAGGUGCUGGGGCAAGCAGGCGUGGUAUAAGAAAUCUCAGAAGCAAUUCAAUACCUGAUGCCCUCCCAUCUGGUUGUUCAGCUUUGGAUUCAAGCCUCAGUAAGAGGAAAGAUAUUGUGAAAAGGAGAAACUCCGAAGGAGAAAGUAGCUCCAAUGUUGGAGGGAAGAAGAAGAGUGGGUCAUCAUUGGAAGGACGGAACUCCAGUUCUAGCCAUGGCAUCUCCAUUUCUGAUUCAAGACGAGCCAGAAAUAUGCCUCCUAACAGGGAUACUUGUGUUGCAUCAGUUAGGACAAGGGGAUCAGUUGAUGGUCACACCAGGACCAGGCUCUCCAAUCAAGGAAAUGGAAACAGUUUAUCACCAAAUCAUCCCUCUGUUACCAUCCCACAAAUGCUUCAAUCUGACAUACCUAUAGAAUUGAAUGAUCCUAGUUCGUCACAUCAGCUCUCUGCAGAAACUCCCUCGAGUCGUGCAAUUUCUUUCAGUCGACCAGGCAGUAGCAGCGAAAGCUUACAUGGUGUUUUGUCGGCAAGUCCUACAGAAGUUGGUAUUAGCCGCUCGUUGAUGAAUCAGAAUAGUAUCAGGCGCUACAACAUAGAUGGUAUUGCGGAGAUUUUAAUGGCACUUGAGAGGAUUGAACAAGAUGAAGAGCUAACAUAUGAGCAAAUACUUGUUCUGGAGACUAACUUGCUUCUUAAUGGCAUAUAUGUCCAUGAUCAGCAUAGAGACAUGAGACUGGAUAUUGAUAACAUGUCAUAUGAGGAAUUAUUAGCUCUAGAAGAGAGGAUGGGAACUGUGAGCACUGCACUACCAGAAGAAGCAAUGUCGGAAUGCCUGAAAAAAAGCAUUUAUGAGUCUAUAGUUCCAAAGGAUGAAGAUAUGGGCUGCAGUGGGGAUAAAGAUGAUGUCAAAUGCAGUAUCUGUCAGGAGGAGUAUGUGGUUGGAGAUGAAAUGGGUAGACUGCAAUGCCAGCACUUAUAUCAUUUGGGCUGCAUACAACAGUGGCUUCGGUUGAAGAAUUGGUGCCCCAUAUGCAAAGCAUCGGCGGCACCCUCACUAUCGCUUUUGACUUCCUCUUAGUUCAAUUUAAAAGAUCAGGUUGGAGGAGACCUGCUUUUUCCUUUGGUACAGAUUAAGUUUGUUUCUUCGUUUUCAUUCAUUUUUUUUUUUCUUCUUUAAUGUCCAUGUACAUAUAAAUUUCUUUCAGCUGAAUCAACUAAUAAACACAGGCUAUUGGCUUGAUUGGUUUACCUUCA
Molecule: messenger RNA, 2183 nt
Organism: Juglans regia (Persian walnut)
Lineage: Eukaryota; Viridiplantae; Streptophyta; Magnoliopsida; Fagales; Juglandaceae
Product: E3 ubiquitin-protein ligase MBR2-like
Exons: 6
Coding region: 358-2007 (549 amino acids)
Molecular function (GO): ubiquitin protein ligase activity
Source: RefSeq, a predicted model, not a curated record